UAUGAUGAAUCACGUUAAUUAUAUGUACCACGUGUUGGUGGUUGGGUCAUGCCUCAUAGUUGAGAAACAUAGUCCAGCCAAUGAGUAACAUGACGACGGGCUGUCUUUGCCUUGCGCAAGCACAUGCAUCACAGCCUCAAAUUUCAGGUACAGAAGAAUGUAAUAUAUUUAAAUUUCUAGAAAAUGAUAUAAACAACUGUGUUCGCCCUGCUUAUGAAAGUUUGGAGAAGACGAAAAUCCGACAUUGCGAACACUCUCAACUUGAAGUCUUACGUGGUUCCGUGGCGGCAUAGCUAAAGGCCGCUGAUCAAUACGAUACAAAGCAACAAGAUAAACAACACCAAUGGCACCGCGACUAGCAAAUACUUGGUGGCAUAGAAAUCGCCUACAGUGUUCCAACUACCCCGAAUUGCCGACCAAGAAAGAACUCAUCUAUCGCGUCUUUCGAGCCGCGUAUCCUCAUGGCGCAUUCGUUGACGACGACCUCAAGCUCGUCGAGCUAAGAGAUAAGGAUUCUAUUUGGCAGAACUUGGAAAAUGAGAUGGACAAGGCUCUCGACGAUCUCCCGGCCUUCGUCAACACCACACCAGCGGAGAAGUCGCGCUUACCGAACAGUACCGAGGCCCUGGUUAUCCUUAGGAGAUACUACGGCGCGCUCCUGCACGAGGCGAGACAGGCCCUAUACAUAUCCCAGAACGGGCGCUACUUCGAGUUUAGGUCCAUGGAGGAGCUCGUGGUUCGGUAUAAGCGCGCGGGUGGAGAGUUGUGGACGCACAAAGAGCCGGAUGAAGCGGGCGUGCCGACCGUUGGCGGGUGGGCGUUUGCUAGGGAGCACCUAGAGCUCGUGCCGGGGAGCGAGGUGAAGUAUUUACAGCAGCGGUUGAAGUUGUUGGAUGCACAUAGAUGAAGUUGUUGGUUGGGACUCCUGGAUGCUGUAAGGGCGGGUUGGAACGGAUAUGGGGGCGUUUAGACGGUGAUUUGGGGAAACCAGAUUGGGCUACCAAUGGGAGGUCAUGAUUAAUGAACUUUACGAUACUGUCUAAGUAAUGAGUAAUUCUUUGAUACUGGAAUAAUUGAAAGGGAUGCUUGAUAUACUAACUACCCUUUUUAGCGGAGUUGACCGCAAUAUGCCUUAAAGCUCAUGCUCCCUUUAUCUUAAAAAAAGAUAUAAUUUUAUAUGAUUUAUGAUGUAUGAAUAUGUAAAUAACUCUUGGAUUCAGGUACAGACGACGCUUGGCUUUAGUCAAGGCCCUAGGUAGAU
Molecule: messenger RNA, 1261 nt
Organism: Annulohypoxylon truncatum
Lineage: Eukaryota; Fungi; Ascomycota; Sordariomycetes; Xylariales; Hypoxylaceae
Exons: 2
Coding region: 344-907 (187 amino acids)
Source: RefSeq, a predicted model, not a curated record